Vitrella brassicaformis is the source of this 1390-nucleotide messenger RNA. The record is from the annotation of a GenBank genome assembly. NCBI's taxonomy places the organism in Eukaryota, Vitrellaceae.
AUGGUCGAGAGGCUCCAGUGGUACUGCAGGUAUGCAGUAAGCUCGAUUGUGUGAGAGGGCUCGCCGAUCCUCGCCAUGGGACACACCUACACCACUGCCAUUGGGUCAGCCAGCUACGCAGGGAGGGAGGGGGCCGCUGUUGUCAAUCUGUCUUUGUCUCUUUCCCCGUGUGUGUAGGUUUGUGACCCUCCUGUCAUUGGGCGAGGCGAUUUGGUCUCCGCCAUUCUACGAAUACACCGUCACCAUCGCCGCCAGGAUCAUGUCCGUCAUCGUGUGGGCCGUCCAUGGGGUAUCUCAUGCAGCGGCCACCGCCUUCGCCUGGCUGACCCGCAUCUACGGCGCAAUCGACUGCUGCUGGUGUGACCUGGCGGCCUUCUGGUCAGCGGCUUGGCGGCUCAUGACCCGCCCCUCGCCGCUGACCAAGAAAAACAAGGCCGCCACCAAGGGCAAGAAGGCCACCAUCACCAUCCCGCCGCCUCCAGCUUCACCAACACCACUGCUCAAGGUGAGCGGAGAGAAAAAGGCGGGGCGGAGACAUGGACGAGAAUGCACUCACUGUGUGUGUGUGUGUGUGUCUGUCUGUGUGUGUGCCCGUGUGUGUGCAGGGGGCUGAGCUCAUCAUGGUGUUGGUCGCGCUGGCGGUGUUGUGUGUGGGUGCGGCAUGCUGCUGGGUGGCUCCCUCGCCGCUGCUGGUGGUGGUGCUCGGGGUGUUCGUCAUAUGGUGGCCCCACAUGCCACCCGACGACAGCGCCGACUUCCAUGAGGCGAUGGAAGACUUCUCCGCGUUUGAGGACGCCCGAGAGCUCGACAUACAGAUCGCCACUCCAGAGUAUGCGCCACCCCCCGCACCCCAUCACCGGGCACUCGUCUCGCCCCCCGCCCGAAGCCGGCCGAGAAGGCAAUGACCCCAGCGGCUGAGGAGGCGGCGUUGGCCGAGGCCGUGCGGGCCAUGCUGAAGGCCCAGAAGGAGGUCGAGAAGGUGUCAAGGACAAGACUGCUGCCCCGGUCAACGAUGGGCAUCGUGUCCCCCGACCGGUCGAAGACCCGCCCCACCGCCGACAUCCCCACUGCCGCACGUGUCGCCGCCAAGGUCAUGGAGGUCCGUCGGGAGUGUUCGAAGUUGGGCUGGCGCCCUGUCAAGGGGCUGCCGCAGCCAAAGAAGAUGCCCCCCCAGCCGCCCGCACUGAGGCCGACCGGCCUAGUGCCCCGCCAUCUCUGGGUCUACAAGACGCCAGAGCGGCGCCGCCCGGGCACCACCAUCCGCCCAACAGCAGCACCGGCACCAGCAGUGGCAGCAGCGGCGGCACCAGCACCAGCACCGGCAAAGGCGCAGCAGCAGGCGCCGCCUGUGGUGAGCAUGCCAACGGCCACCGGACGGCAGCUCAACUAA